GUUCAUCCUCUUCUUCCUCGGCAGGCUACACGUAGAUGCCAAUUGGAUGAAUAUGAGCACCCGUCAUGUGGACAUUCCCCACAGAAACACCGCCACAGAAAGUCAAUGGGCGACUCGGUUCAAAGAAAACGAAGACUGGCUGCUUGACGUGUCGGAAGCAUCGGGUCAAGUGCGACGAGCAAAGGCCAUUGUGCAAGAGAUGCAGAAGGCUGAAACUUCAUUGUGCCGGAUAUCAAGAUCUAUUUAGAAUCUUUGGCAUCUCGCGACAGGGGUCCGCAUAUCCAGCUAGCAAGCCGAACCGACCAGCUGCGAAUCCUGAUCGUCAACUCAGCAUCUUUCCAGGGAGUGACGAGGAGCGUCGAUUAUUUGAACUUUUCCGCACAAGUGUCGUCUUUCAGCUCAGCGGAUUUCUAGAUGAAGACUUUUGGAUCACGACGCUUUUGCAAGUCUCCCACUUGGUGUCAUUGGUCCGUGAUUCGGCGAUUGCCAUUGCAGCACACAUCGCAGAACACCACAGACAUUUCAGAACAACAACGCCUCAACAAUCUCGGAAUAUCUCACUGAAAUACUAUCAAAAAGCACUUCACAGGGCAAAUUGGCAUACAGAAUCCGCUGACAAGGAGCUUGUGGCUGUAAUAUGUUGUCCCCUCUUUCUGUGUUUGGAAUUUCUGCAAGGAAAAAAACUGCAGGCCAUGUCCCUUUUUGCGCGUGGUCAUUGUCUUAUGAAGACUUUUCAAGAGCGACACGCCCGAAACUUUGCUGUAUCUGGCUGCGCAGCUAUCUACGAUAGUCUUCGCCCAAUGUACAACAGACUUACUAUGAUGGCAAAGCUAUUCGGGCACAGUCUCCCAGUGGACUAUUCUGAUCUGGCUUUUCUCCUUGGCUCAAACCCAACAAUUUACACUGUUAACACUCUCAAAGACGCUCGUGAUUGCCUUUUUCAGCAUUUGGUCAUCGCACACGAAUUUGUUAAGCGCCUGAACUCUACAACCUGUGCGCCACUUGCGAUGCACAAACACCAUCUGCAUAGACAGGAGGAGCUUCUCAGCCAGCUGGAUGUUUGGAAUAGUAACUUCAAUCACAUAUGUGGGAGUCUUGCCGUGUCGGUCCGUGCUGCUGUCGCAACGCUAAGCAUGUGGCAUACUGCUGCAGUAAUCUGGUUGAGACAUCCUUUUGAGGGUUUCGAGAUGACCUUUGACGAGAGCCUGGACUGUUUUCAGAUCAUCGUCGAGAAGGCUAAGGAGGCUCUUACUACUAAACAAAAUGUUCAAGACACAUUCGCAUUUGGAAUGGGAGUAUUGCCGCCAUUGUAUUUCACAAGCCUGAAAUGUCGACACUUCUUCUUACGAAAAGAGGCACUACGACUGAUGAGACAAUGUCCAAAGAUGGAAGGGCUUUGGGACAGGGACGAAUUGAUAACGGUUGCAUCCCAUGCAUUUGCGCUAGAAACAUCAGCUCAAUCAGAGAUCACUUCCUUACCAGCGGAGCACCAGCGUUUGAUCAAGGUGAAGAUUCUCCAGGGGGACGCCGCUCGAAGACUCCAGUCUGCAUUCAUUUUCAGAGAACACAAGGUCGAACAAGCCUGGAAUAAAAUUAUACAAUAG
Messenger RNA from Exophiala oligosperma, 1604 nucleotides. RefSeq lists its product as uncharacterized. NCBI's taxonomy places the organism in Eukaryota, Fungi, Ascomycota, Eurotiomycetes, Chaetothyriales, Herpotrichiellaceae. Bases 66 to 1604 code for a protein of 512 amino acids. Gene Ontology annotation, biological process: regulation of DNA-templated transcription. Gene Ontology annotation, molecular function: zinc ion binding; DNA-binding transcription factor activity, RNA polymerase II-specific. The record is from RefSeq and is a predicted model, not a curated record. The transcript has 3 exons.